CUUUUGAGACCCCGCAAGAGGCCCAUACAAAUAUAUACAUAAAUGCUUAUGUAUGAGUGCACAGAAAACACAGACCCUGGUUUUUGAUAGAAAGAGUGAGAGACUGGGAGAGAAGUUUACUGGGGAAUGCCAGGAUGACAAGUACAGGAUCAGCAACAGGACCUGCAACACCAACAAAGUUCAUCAAAUGUGUGACUGUAGGGGAUGGAGCUGUGGGGAAGACAUGUCUUCUCAUCUCCUACACAAGCAACACUUUCCCAACUGAUUAUGUUCCUACCGUUUUUGAUAAUUUCAGUGCCAAUGUCAUGGUUGACGGCCAAACUAUCAAUUUGGGUCUCUGGGAUACUGCUGGUCAGGAAGACUAUAAUAGACUAAGACCUCUCAGUUACAGAGGUGCCGAUGUUUUCAUCCUAGCUUUUUCCCUCAUUAGUAGGCCUAGCUAUGAAAACAUAUCAAAAAAAUGGGUUCCGGAGCUGAGACAUUAUGCCCCUUCAGUGCCUAUUGUUCUUGUAGGGACAAAACUAGAUUUGAGAGAAGACAGACAGUUCCUUUUGGAUUAUCCAGGUGCAUGUACCAUUUCUACAGAACAGGGGCUUGAACUAAAGAAGCAAAUAGGUGCAUUGGCCUAUGUAGAAUGCAGCUCAAAGACGCAACAGAAUGUGAAGACUGUCUUUGAUGCUGCUAUCAAGGCAGUUCUCCAGCCACCGAAAUCAAAGAAGCAUAAGAGAAGGCACAGAGUCUGCUAUGUUCUCUGAACUAUUCCCACUAAAAUCAUUAUUAUUGUUGCUGAUUAUCUUUAUUUUUUUGCAGUUUUUGUCCAUAUUUUGUUUUUAUUUUCUAGCUCUAUGGUGUGAUUUCUUCAUUUUGUGUGGUGGGAUGACUCUUUUUUUUUCUUUUCCUUUAUUGAUCUCUACUUGGAUUGAUCCUAUGCAAAUAUAUUAACAAA
Tripterygium wilfordii is the source of this 946-nucleotide messenger RNA. RefSeq names its product rac-like GTP-binding protein RAC2. The record is from RefSeq and is a predicted model, not a curated record. Bases 135 to 755 code for a protein of 206 amino acids. Gene Ontology annotation, cellular component: cell cortex; cell projection; cytoplasmic vesicle. Gene Ontology annotation, molecular function: protein kinase binding; GTP binding; GTPase activity. NCBI's taxonomy places the organism in Eukaryota, Viridiplantae, Streptophyta, Magnoliopsida, Celastrales, Celastraceae. The transcript is spliced from 7 exons. Gene Ontology annotation, biological process: regulation of actin cytoskeleton organization; establishment or maintenance of cell polarity; regulation of cell shape.